AUGGAAGCGCUUGCUCAGCUUCGUGAGCACUUCAAGCCACGAGGCUCCAGACUCGAGCAGAAGCUUGUCUUGAAACUCGACUUCUUUAUCCUGACGUUCUGCUGUCUUGCCUACUUUACGAACUACCUCGAUCGAGCCAGCAUCAGCCAGGCUUAUGUAUCCGGCAUGCGAGAUGAUUUGGGCUUCGAGGGAGCGCAACUCACCCUAGUCACGACACUGUACGCCGUGGGAUACCUGAUUGGAAUCGUCCCCAACAACCUGAUGCUCACGUACUUCAAACCGCGUCGCUUCUUCCCCACCAUGAUCACCAUCUGGGCGGGACUCACAAUGGUCAACGCCGCCGCCCGCAGCCCGAAGGACCUGAUGGCGAUCCGCUUCUUCCAAGGCUACUUCGAGUCCUGCAUCUUCGCAGGGACGCAGUACAUCCUGGGAUCGUGGUAUACCAAACGAGAGCUCGGUCAGCGGACCGGCAUCUUCACCGCCAGCGGUCUCGCCGGCGGCAUGUUCGGCGGAUUCCUCCAAGCCGGCAUCUACAAGUCCAUGGAUGGCCUUCACGGGCUCCCAGGAUGGAGAUGGCUAUUCAUCAUCUCCGGCCUGAUCACCCUCCCCGUAGCCGCAUACGGCUUCUUCUUCUUCCCCGACACCCCGCACACCACCACGGCCUUCUACCUGACCGAGGAGCAGAAGCGGCUAGCUCGCGAGCGCGUCCCCCCCGGCGUAGACUCCGAGCCCAUCCUGAGCCUGGCCUUUCUCAGGCGCCUGGGAGGGUCCUGGUUCCUCUACGCCUUCUGCUUCCUCUGGAUCCUGGGAAACUGCUCCGAGUCCCUGGGCAACCAGUCCCUGCUGAACCUGUACAUGCAGGGCCACCCGGAGCGCGGCUACUCCGUCGUCCAGAUGAACAACUGGCCCACGGGCGUGCAGGCCGUCGGCGUCGUCAGCACGCUCGUCUGGGCCGUCGCCACCGACGUCUGGGGCGGCAGGUGGAUCUCCGGGUACUACGUGGCCGCCACCUGCAUCGGCGCUGCCGUCAUGGUCCUCGUGCCCUCGGCCCCGGCCGCCAAGUUCGCCGCCUACUACUGGUCCGGCUCCGUCUACUGCAUCCAGUGCACCUUCUUCGCCUGGGCAAACGAGUCCAUGCGCUCCCAGCCCCCCGCUCUCAGGUCCUGCGUCAUCGCCUGCAUGAACGCUGCCGGCAACUGCUUCCAGGCCUGGUGGCCUCUCAUCUUCUACCGCGCCGACGACGCUCCAGAGUUCAGGAGGGGAAUGUAUGCCCUGAUUGCCAUCGGCGCAACAAUGGCAGUCUGGACAACGGCGCUUGUCUGGAACGACCGGCGCAUGCAGAAGGAGACGGGGAUCAUUGACGCCGUCGCUGAUGAUCAUGACGCCCGCGAAGGCCACGGUACCGACAGCAUCUCCAAGGUCGACGAUCCCAGCAAGGUCUGA
Messenger RNA from Geosmithia morbida, 1443 nucleotides. Its product is annotated as MFS transporter, ACS family, pantothenate transporter. Gene Ontology annotation, molecular function: pantothenate transmembrane transporter activity. Gene Ontology annotation, cellular component: plasma membrane. The transcript has 5 exons. Bases 1 to 1443 code for a protein of 480 amino acids. Lineage: Eukaryota; Fungi; Ascomycota; Sordariomycetes; Hypocreales; Bionectriaceae. The record is from RefSeq and is a predicted model, not a curated record. Gene Ontology annotation, biological process: pantothenate import across plasma membrane.